AUGGAGGCGAUCUGGCUCUACCAGUUCCGGCUGAUCGUCAUCGGCGACUCCACGGUGGGAAAGUCGUGUCUGAUCCGGCGGUUCACGGAGGGCCGCUUCGCCCAGGUGUCGGACCCCACCGUGGGCGUGGACUUCUUCUCCCGGCUGGUGGAGAUCGAGCCGGGGAAGCGGAUCAAGCUGCAGAUCUGGGACACGGCCGGUCAGGAGCGUUUCAGGUCCAUCACCAGGGCUUACUACCGCAACUCUGUGGGCGGGCUCCUCCUGUUCGACAUCACCAACCGCCGCUCCUUCCAGAACGUGCACGACUGGCUGGAGGAGGCUCGUAGCCACGUCCAGCCCCACAGCAUCGUCUUCCUAUUGGUCGGCCACAAGUGCGACCUGGAGGCCCAGCGCCAGGUGAGCCGUCAGGAGGCAGAGAAGCUGGCCGGGGCUUACGGGAUGCGCUACAUCGAGACGUCGGCCCGUGACGCCAUCAACGUGGAGCACGCCUUCACCGAGCUGACCAGAGACAUCUUCGCCCUGGUGCGGACCGGCGACAUCACGAUCCAGGAGGGCUGGGAGGGCGUGAAGAGCGGCUUCGUCCCCAACGUGGUUCACUCCUCCGAGGAAGUGACCAAGAGCGACCGCCGCUGUCUCUGUUGA
This is a messenger RNA of Limanda limanda (common dab), 642 nucleotides long. RefSeq names its product RAB39B, member RAS oncogene family b (gene rab39bb). Gene Ontology annotation, molecular function: GTP binding; GTPase activity. Gene Ontology annotation, cellular component: Golgi membrane. Gene Ontology annotation, biological process: Rab protein signal transduction. The coding region runs from base 1 to 642 and encodes 213 amino acids. The transcript has 3 exons. The record is from RefSeq and is a predicted model, not a curated record. Lineage: Eukaryota; Metazoa; Chordata; Actinopteri; Pleuronectiformes; Pleuronectidae.